CGCCGCCUUUCCAUUAUCUCCCGCUGUCGACCGGCACGAGAAGGCUGUCUGCGGUGACGGAUCCCCAACUGUUUCUUUCUGCAUCGGCAUCUAUAUGAUGUAGAGAUGCUUCCAUAAUGCCCUCGAUGCAUAGCGGAUGUCCUGGCUAUCGGGCUACUCCCAUUCAACUUCCCCGUCGCGCUGUCAGGUGAGAAGACUGCGUUGUGCGUUGAACUUGUGACCCUCCCAACAACCGGUCUCUCUCAAAGGGGACGCUGACAGUGUGCACUUGCCCAAAUGCCUCACGCGUCGUCAACAGCUUGAGAAGGGCAUUUCUGCCGUGCGCCGAGGAAUUCCGUCGUUUGUCACCUUGACCCGCGUCCCAGAUUUGCAUUCAGAUUCACAAACGACAAGAUGUCGAACCUCGAGUCUCCUCCGUCCAAGAAGAGCGGCCUCCGCAAACUUCACAUGCGACACACAAACCUCAAUCGCCUACCUUCAUCCCAUAUCCCCUCUCGCCUGCGGCUAGGCGACGAUGCCCAAGAAGACGUGACCGCCCCCAACCGAGGCUCAAACACGCCCGCCCAAUACAUGAAUCAAUCCAUCUUUUCCAUGAUUGCGGCCGCCGGGUCGCGAACCGACUUUAACACGAGAUUCGACGAGUCCAGCGAUAGUGAAGAUGAGAUCCCCGGGGAACAAGAACAGACGGCCACAGACAAUGCAUCACUCCCGGUUGCUUCAGAGACGGGGUCCAGGGAGGCACAAUCUACGGCAACAAAGGGCGAGAAAAACGCUGGUGAGAAGAAGGGUAAGCGGCUUUCAAGUCAGCGGCUGGUUCAGUCGUUGCCGCGUCUCUCGGUGAGAUCGAUGCGCAAGAAAGAGGGCACGCCCCGACAAGAUCCAAGUCCUGAGAGUGACGUGACCUCGGAGUCUUCGAGGAGCAAUCCACGAGAUGCACCUGUUCUGAGUCGGUUGAUCACUGCAGAGGCCCAGUUUCAGGAGAGCGCAGAAGGUCAAGACCCGAUGGUAGAAUCCCCUACAGCCUUGAGGUCAAGAAGCAGAGGCGAGUCGACGCCGCAGACGCUCCUGGCGACGCGGUUGAUGGAGAUCUUUGGAUUUGAAGUGCCCGAACCCGUGGUCGCGGAAUAUCCGUGUUGGCUGUUGCAAAGCGUGCUCCUGCAAGGCUAUCUGUACAUCACCAAGCAACACAUUUGCUUCUAUGCAUAUCUGCCCAAGAAAUCACACACUGUCGCCAAAACCGGAUACCUCUCAAAAAAGGGCAGAUCGACUUCCAAAUACAAAAGAUACUGGUUUUCCCUCAAGGGGGAUGUCUUGUCCUACUACUCCGAUGCCUCCAACCUCUAUUUCCCAUCCGGAAAUAUCGACCUCAGGUACGGUAUAUCUGCAAAUCUCUCCAACGACAAGGACAAAGGGAAGUCCAAGGACUGCAAAGAUUUCUCUGUCACGACCGACCAUCGCACAUACCACUUUCGAGCAGACACUGCUUCGAGCGCCAAGGAAUGGGUACAGACUCUGCAGAAAACGAUCUUCCGCUCCCACAACGACGGAGACAGCGUGAAGAUUUCUUUACCAAUUGAAAAUAUCAUUGACUUUGAGGAGAGUCCGGUGGUCGAAUUCGCUGAGACGGUCAAAAUUAGAGUGAUCGAAAGUGAAGAUUCGUAUGCCAUUGACGAAUAUUUCUUCUCCUUUUUCAGCUUUGGUCAAGAUGCACUCAACGUGCUCGGAAGCCUACUCACGGAAGCUCCCGCCAGGAGGGCGUCGGAAGACGUACUGUCGCCAACAAGAAAGGUCGAGCCAUUCUCCAGUCCUAGAACUAGGCCAACACCUCACCGACAUUCUUCGGACGUUGUAGCAGGGAGUCCGAGGGCUCAGUCGAGUCCGCCUCUCAAGGACAGUGUUAGAGCCACCCUGCUACCGUUUUCCGUUGGCAACGAUGGCAGAAUGUCUCCGAGAAUAAGCGGAGAGUUCCCUCGUGGCCAUAGUCCUUCACGUUCUAGCAACGAGUUUACGGGGGAAUACGGUCGAGCUAGUUUUGAGCGAGGGCGAAGAAGCGGAAGUACGAGCCGUCUUGAGGUGAACAAGUCAAAACGAACAACCCGGUCACCUCUCGCGAGGCACCACGACUCUGAAGAUUCAUAUGUUCAGUCUAUCGACAAGGAAACAGAUUCGUCUACCGCGCCUCUAUCGCCGCGGGCAGAAGCACAAAUGUCAGCAAGUCAAAUCUUGACCAGGAGCGACGUUUUUCACCAGCCGGCGAUUCAUCGAAUGGAGACAUUGGCAUCCAUGUCUACGGAACCCACAAGGAAAUCAUCGGACGGGGGGACAAUCUUGUCAAGCUCCCCACAACGAGGAGACACAUUUCCCAUCCCUAUCCGAGGCGCACAUGAGCCGCAAACGGACCGACUAGCGACAACGCAGAAUGAAUUCCUCUCAUCGGAACUGGAACCAGGCAAAACUUAUGUGAGGAACAGUUCCUCGCCGACACUGCAGGAUCUGGUCAAAGCCGGAUCUUACCCUCUGCAACGAGCUGGAGCUUUUGCUGACUACCUCAAAAGCCGGUCCAGCUCGAUGAGAAAGCUUCUAGCCACUGAAUCCAUGUCCUAUCUGGAAAAGGUAUCAGGCAUGUGGGCUGGAAGUAGGAAGCAUUAUGGAGAAAACGAGGGCGUCGUGCCCGACGACAGAGGCGUUGAUCCGGAAGAUGAGGAAGCCAACGUCGGCCACGGCGAUCGCUUUCGCGCACAUUUCGCAUUACCUGCUACGGAGAAAUUACAAGCCACCUACUUUGGCUUUCUGCAUCGGGUCCUCCCGUUGUAUGGCAAGAUAUACAUCAGCAAUCGAAAAUUCUGCUUUCGAAGUCUCCUACCGGGGACGCGGACCAAGCUGGUGUUGCCGUUGAAAGACAUUGAGAAUGUGGACAAAGAGAAAGGAUUCCGGUUUGGCUAUCACGGCCUUGUCUUGGUGAUCCGCGGACACGAGGAAUUGUUCUUCGAGUUCAGCUCGGCCGAACAUCGCGACGAUUGCACGGUGACGCUGCUGCACAGCUUAGAAACAGCUCGCUACAUGGCCGAGUCCGGCGUCCUUGCCAAAGCGGACGAGGAUGACGCAGAAAUUGCCAAAGAAGAACACCGCAAGCUCCAAGAAGCCCGCCGCACCUCGACGGCGGGCGAUCAUGCUCUGGUCCUGCCCGACACCGCCGAGACAAUUUACAGUCACAAGGAUGAAGAACCAUCAGGGCCGGUGCUGUUCGAUGAUCCUCGCGCUUCAAUCAUCAACCUCUCCAAACCUAGUGCUUCACUACGCAUUACGUGUCUCACAAUCGGUUCAAGAGGUGAUGUGCAGCCUUACAUCGCCUUGUGCAAGGGUCUGCUAGCAGAGGGCCACCGCCCGCGGAUUGCGACACACGCUGAAUUCGGCCCCUGGGUCCAGAAGCACGGGAUAGAUUUCAGACCUGUGGAUGGUGACCCGGCCGAGUUGAUGCGCAUCUGUGUCGAGAACGGCAUGUUCACAUACUCGUUUCUACGGGAAGCCUCGGCGAAGUUCCGCACCUGGAUCGAUGAACUUCUCACCUCAGCCUGGGCUGCAUGUCAAGAGUCGGACCUCCUGAUCGAAUCCCCCUCGGCCAUGGCAGGCAUCCACAUCGCCGAAGCUCUAGGCAUCCCUUACUUUCGCGCCUUCACCAUGCCGUGGACCCGCACGCGUGCAUACCCGCACGCCUUUGCCGUUCCCGAGCACAAAAUCGGGGGAGCGUACAACUACUACUCGUACGUCAUGUUUGACAAUGUCUUCUGGAAGGCCAUUGCGGGGCAAGUCAAUCGGUGGCGCAAGAAAGAGUUGGGCUUGAGGAGCACCAAUCUGGACAAGAUGCAGCCCAACAAGGUGCCCUUCUUGUACAAUUUCAGCCCGCAUGUGGUGGCCCCGCCGCUGGAUUACAGCGACUGGGUCAGAGUGACGGGGUAUUGGUUCCUUGACGAAGCCUCGGACUGGACCCCUCCUACCGACCUGACGGAUUUCAUCAAGAAGGCUCGAGACGACAAGAAGAAACUCGUAUACAUUGGCUUCGGCAGCAUCGUGGUCUCGGACCCCGCAGCCCUCACCAAGACGGUCGUAGACUCGGUCCUCAAGGCUGACGUGCGCUGCAUCCUUUCCAAGGGCUGGUCCGACCGCCUCGGCGACCCGCAGGCUGUCAAGGCAGAAGUCCCCUUACCCCCAGACAUCUUCCAGAUCAAGUCGGCGCCGCACGACUGGCUGUUCCGCCAGAUUGACGCGGCGUGCCAUCACGGCGGCGCGGGGACCACUGGCGCCAGUCUCCGAGCGGGACUCCCGACGGUCGUCAAACCCUUCUUCGGCGACCAGUUCUUUUUCGGGUCGAGAGUAGAAGAUCUUGGCGUGGGCAUUUGCUUGAAGAAAGUCAACGUGAGUCUAUUCUCGAGGGCGCUUUGGGAGGCGACGCACAGCGAGCGGAUGAUAGUCAAGGCGAGGUUGUUGGGGGAGCAAAUCCGCAAGGAGAACGGCGUACAAACCGCGAUCCAAGCAAUCUACCGCGACCUCGAGUAUGCCAGGUCACUAGUCCGAGCCCGGGCCGCGAUCCAACAACAGGGCGCUGCCGCCGCGGCUGGAGGAGCAGCUGGGCUGACCGCGAUCGAUCUCCUCGACGAGGGCGACGACAUUGAAGAGUCCUGGACAUUUAUCGGAGACGAAAGCGAUCCGGACAUCCAGCGGCGGAUGCAAGAGUGGGACACUACGGCGACAGGCCCUACUCCUGUGCGCGGGAGGGCGCCUCGGGUGAGCCUGGAUCGAGCGAGGCUGGCGGCCAUGCAGGGCGUCGAACCGGUCAGAAAGGCGAGUAUCAAGAGAUGAUCAAGAGAUGAUCAAUAAUACGACGACGACGUCUUCCUGUUGGACAUGCACGGGCCGAGAACAUCAUGCGAAACACGUACGAUGCUGAAGCAGGGUAGGACGAGGUAGAAAACCAGGGCCCAGGAAAAUGAUCAGAGCGCGACUUGGGAGCAAUCGGAUUGUGACGGGAAACAGGGAAUCAAUCAUGGGUGAUGUCGAUGGGUUGCACAGCGUGGGCGUUCCGGGGGGUUUUAUGGGUGAAUUGUGCUUGUGCUUGUCGCAAAGACCACGCAGAUGUGUUAGAGCCUGUUUGUUUGUUUUUUAAGCUCUCUUCUUCUUGGAGGAGAAGAAGAGUUUAGAGUCCGUUUCGCCCCAUGAUUCGGAACCGACAUGGCGUUCGCCGGGUGUUAAGGGCAAAGGGGACCUAUCAUCGACUUUGCGGAAGUGUUCAUGCAAACAGGGAGCAGCGACCCUGGAGUACGAUUGUUGUUUGGUUCGAACCUUUGACGACGUCACGAGUGUCAGAUAGAUCUAACGGAAGAGACAGACUAGGGGCUUUAGACAUGAGAUCCGGUAAUCCGGGUUUUUUG
Molecule: messenger RNA, 5426 nt
Organism: Cladophialophora immunda
Lineage: Eukaryota; Fungi; Ascomycota; Eurotiomycetes; Chaetothyriales; Herpotrichiellaceae
Exons: 3
Coding region: 394-4857 (1487 amino acids)
Biological process (GO): carbohydrate metabolic process
Molecular function (GO): UDP-glycosyltransferase activity; hexosyltransferase activity
Source: RefSeq, a predicted model, not a curated record